AUGGUGUUUUCUAGUCAACAGAUCUGUACUUCUGUUCUGGUCCUAGUCUUCUUGAUAAUUGGGUUGGUUUCUGAUGUGGGUUUUGGGCAUGAGGGUCACCAGACCCACCACCACCAUUCUGGAUCCUGUGAAUCUGCGGUCCAUGAAAAUGUUAAUGCUCAUUCUCAUCACCAGUGUGAGCAUGGACAUGUACAUCAUCAUACCCGUCAUCAUCACCAUCAUGAUGAGGGUGAUGUGAGUGGGGUGAAAAAAUUACCGGAGGAGUUGGCUGAGGAGGAGGAUUUGAAGCUGGACGGAUAUGGGUUCCACCAUAGUCGUGACCAUGGCCAUGAGCAAGCUGGUUCGGAGCUCUCUGGUGUUGGGAAUCCCAAAAAUGAGGUUUACGUAUCUCUGUUUGACUCUCUCCGACUUAGUACUUCUUCAUUGGGUUCAUUUGGCAGGGCUUUGGAUUCAUGCAAUGGGCUGCUCACUGUUGGUGAGCUUGGCUUCCCUUGUUUGCCUGAUUAUUUUGCCUUUAAUAUUCAGUAA
Ilex paraguariensis (yerba mate) is the source of this 528-nucleotide messenger RNA. The record is from the annotation of a GenBank genome assembly. NCBI's taxonomy places the organism in Eukaryota, Viridiplantae, Streptophyta, Magnoliopsida, Aquifoliales, Aquifoliaceae.